Molecule: messenger RNA, 1883 nt
Organism: Vicia villosa (hairy vetch)
Lineage: Eukaryota; Viridiplantae; Streptophyta; Magnoliopsida; Fabales; Fabaceae
Product: rust resistance kinase Lr10-like
Exons: 2
Coding region: 42-1832 (596 amino acids)
Biological process (GO): protein phosphorylation
Molecular function (GO): ATP binding; protein kinase activity
Source: RefSeq, a predicted model, not a curated record
CUAUACCUCACUCUCAAACAUAAAUUAAAAACAAGUGUCAAAUGAUUCUCAAUCACAUUUCUUCCUUCAUGAUGACAAUAUUAGCAAUAAUAUCGCUAAUGCCCCUGCUUGGAAAUAGCGAGAAUAUCCCAUCCCCUUCCAUGAGAUGCCCUUUCAAAAUAUCUUGUAAACAUGAUAACAAGAUUAUUGAACUACCUGCUUUCCCAGUACCUAUAAAACUCCUCGUUAAGGAAAUUAACUAUACAUCGCGAGUAUUACAAACAAGCGACCCUGGAAAUUGUCUUCCACGGCUCUUUCUUCGCCACAAUUUCCCUUUGUCAAUUUUUCCUUUACGGAUUAGUUCUGUGUCGCCUUGGCGUUUGGGUUGGUAUUGGGGUUGGGAAGAAUCACUGGAAUUUACCAAUAUUACUUUCUUUGAUUGUUCUUCAUUAGGACAGCGUUAUCUGAGGAAAGACGUGGGGGUACCUGAUCCCCAGCAGGACAUGGUUUCUUGCCCAAUUUAUAUGGCAGGAUUUUACGAGGAUAUGGUUUCUUCAAACCUUGUAUCCUGCACCAAACUGUCUCAACCAGUUUCCCCCCUUUCUCUUUCGGAACAAACGUUAGACGAGAUACAAUACCAAAGCUCAAUCUCAUUGUCAUGGUCGGAAACAAAUUUUGACAGAAAAUGCUUAGAAUGUAAGCACAAAUCAAAGAAGAAGAUUAUUUUAUCCUCUGCAGGAGCAAUCAUUGGCUCAACGGUACUUGUUCUUUUAUUUGGUGGAGUUUUUCAAAUAUACCUCUAUUUUAAAAUGAAAGACGAAGAUCAUGCAAGAAUUGAAAACUUUUUGAAGGAUUACAAGGCUUUAAAGCCAACUAGAUUCUCUUAUGCUGAUAUAAAAAGAAUCACACAUAAAUUUAUAGAUAAGUUAGGUGAAGGGGCUCAUGGAACUGUUUAUAAAGGUAAGUUGUCCAACCAGAUUCAGGUUGCUGUAAAGAUGCUUAAUAAUGUAGAAGGAGAUGGGAAGGACUUCAUAAAUGAAGUGGGAACAAUGGGCAAAAUCCACCACAUUAAUGUAGUUCGUUUGCUUGGCUUUUGCGCGGAUGGAUUUCAUCGUGCUUUAGUCUAUGACUAUUUUUCAAAUGGUUCGUUGGAUAAAUUCAUUUCUGCACUAAACAACAAAGAUAAUUUUCUUGGAUGGGAUAAAUUACACCAAAUUGCUCUAGGCAUAGCAAAUGGCAUUGAGUAUCUUCACCAGGGUUGUGAUCAAACAAUUCUACACUUUGACAUCAAUCCUCAUAAUGUCAUGCUAGAUGACAAUUUCACUCCAAAGAUUACAGAUUUUGGUUUGGCUAAGAUGUGUUCGAAAAAUCAAAGUGUUGUAUCAAUGACUGCAGCUAAAGGAACAUUAGGCUACAUGGCACCUGAGGUUUUUUCUAGAAACUUUGGAAAUGUCUCUUAUAAGUCAGAUAUAUACAGUUAUGGUAUGUUAUUGUUGGAGAUGGUUGGGGGAAGAAAGAAUACAAAAAUUAUUGAUGAUGAAGAAAAUAUUCAGAUUAUGUAUCCAGAAUGGAUCCAUAAUUUGCUUGAAGGAGGAGAUAUACAAAUCCCUGUCGAUGAAGAGGGUGAUUUUAGAAUUGCAAGAAAAAUAGCAAUUGUAGGACUUUGGUGUAUCCAAUGGCACCCUUUACAUCGUCCAACAAUGAAAACUGUGGUGCAAAUGCUUCAAGGAGAAGAGGAUAAAUUAAAAGUGCCAAGCAAUCCUUUCGAACCUACAACUUCAACUAAUACCACAACUAAUAUUAUUGUAGAACGUAUGAAUUUGGAACUGGAUGUGAUUCAAGAAUUAGAUUAGAUAUAUGUGAGUUAUACAUAUACUUAUUAAAUAAAUGUUCUUUGCGAAUAA